CUGGCAGGGGCUCCACAGGAAAAAGGAGGGGAGCCUGAGCCCUGGAUAUCCCCCCAGCCGCUUUUUAAAGGGGCAGCUGGCCCAGCGGUAGGCAGCAGGCACAAUGGCGUCCUGGACACUGCCUCUGCUGCUGCCGCUGCUGACGGUGGUGGUCUGGCCUCUGGCAGUACAGCCUGCGCCCCCCACCUGCUACUCCCGGAUGCUGACCCUGAGCCGUGAGAUCAUGGCUGACUUUCAGAGCCUGCAGGCUUCAGAACCCGAGGAUUCGUGUGUGAGGUACUUGCCCCAGCUCUACCUGGAUAUCCAUAAUUACUGUGUGCUGGCCAAGCUGCGGGACUUCGUGGCCUCUCCUCAGUGCUGGAACAUGGCCGAAGUGGACACUCUGAAGGACAGAGUGCGGAAGCUGUAUACCAUCAUGAACUCCUUCUGCAGACGGGACUUGGUGUUCCUCUCGGAUGACUGCAAUGCUUUGGAAUACCCGAUCCCCGAGACCACGGCUCCUCCAGACCAGCACAGCUAAGAAAGCAGGUGGACCAGAAGACUGAUCCAGAGACCCGAAGCUGGGCCAGCUGUUCACAGCACCCCAGGCCUCCCUUUAGUGCAGCUGCUAGACCUGUCACAUGUCUCUCUACCUUCUGGAACAACAGUUAGGAAUGUCGGGCCGAGCAUGCUUUGUACACAUGUUGGAAGUCAGCUUCUAAGUGGCACAUUGAGGUAUAAGAGGCACAAACAGUAGAGUGCACACUGGCUUCUCUUUGGGGAGCAAGCAGCUUAAGUGCAGCAAAAACCCGAGUCUUUGUGACUGCUUUAAUGAAAUAAUGGGACCAUUCUUUCUGGUCUCUUCUGACACCUGAAGAGGCUUCAACUCUAUGCUUCCUUCCCGCACAAGCUUUCCUUCCCUUCUCUCAGUUUAAAGCAUUUUUACUGCUUUUGCAAUGCAUUUACAAGGCUUUUACGUAGUGUGGAGGAGCCACCCUUUCGCUGAAGGGUUAUGAACACCAAAUAAACCUUUACUGUGAGAA
This is a messenger RNA of Peromyscus leucopus (white-footed mouse), 1022 nucleotides long. RefSeq names its product cytokine like 1 (gene Cytl1). NCBI's taxonomy places the organism in Eukaryota, Metazoa, Chordata, Mammalia, Rodentia, Cricetidae. Bases 104 to 520 code for a protein of 138 amino acids. The record is from RefSeq and is a predicted model, not a curated record. Gene Ontology annotation, biological process: positive regulation of transcription by RNA polymerase II. The transcript has 4 exons.